UACAGAUCAACAGUAUUACGUCACACCAACAGGUGCAAGUGGACUGAGUAAGCCGAGUGAAAUACACAGGAGUCUACAAACAGGAGAGGAAGACUAAUUAGUCAGGAAAUUGUUUACACCUUUUCAGGACUUUUCUCCACCGCACCUGAGGCGUAUACUUACAUGUGUGUGGAAAUUUGAAGAUGGACACAAAUCUUUGAUAGUGUGUGAUCAGCUGUGUAUGUGAAGAAGUACAGCUUUAGAAUAUAUUCCGGAGUUUCAGCAUUGCUUCCGGGAAUGCAUGUUUCCUGAAGUGUCUAGAGCUUUCGGGAUAUCGUUUUAUUACUGCACAUGAUUUAAACCUGUGUAUUCCAAUUUCUGACCGCUUUUUACUGGAGAGAUUACAAUAUUCAAGAUGACUCUCAAUUGUGGUGGGAAAAUUGGGCGGCUGUUUCUGAUGUCCAUUAACAUUGUAUUCAUGGUCAUUGGACUUGGUUUACUGGUAGUUGGUGCGCUGAUGAAAUCAAAUGUAUUGGGACUUAAAGACGACAUCAAAGCUGUUCUGAACGGUAUAGUUGUGAACGACUGGAAGUUGGGAAACCUAGUGGGCAGCCUGACAAUUAUAUUCAUCUUCAUCGGUGUUUUUCUCUUUUUGGUGGCCUUUCUUGGAUUCUUUGGUGCUUUUUUCCAAAAUAGAUGCGUGCUUGUUACGUACGCAGUCUUGGUACUAUUACUGUUACUAAUGAAGAUAGCGGUUAUAAUCCUGUGGUAUAUCAUGAAAAAUGGCAUUGAAAAUGAGAUUAAAUCUCAUCUUCUAGAGUCCCUGAAGACAAAGUUUGUGGAUGAUUCGACAGAUGGAGGAAACGACAUAUCUAAUGCAUGGAAUAUCAUGUUUAUGUCACUGGACUGCUGUGGCGUAAAUCCUGUAAACUCUACAACAAAUGAUUUUGACCAGACUACAUGGUGCACGACUAAAGGAGACUGUCAGGAAACCAACGCAGACAUUCCUAAGACCUGUUGUAUCGGGGUCACAGAGAGUACUUACAAAUCCGCCCCGACAAAAUGUUAUUACUCUCUCCAAAGAGAAACAUAUAACAAAAAGGGUUGUUAUCAAGCUAUAAAGGACCUGUUGAAUGACCAGAUAACGGACAAUGCCCCUCGUGUCCUAGCUGUUGCGAUUACUAUUUCGCUUUUAGAGGCUACCUUUUUCAGGUCUUCGCAAUUAUUUCUGCUUUCGUUGUUGGCAGACAGUCUGGAAAGAAUGAAAAGCUACAUACGUCAAAGCCUAUCUAAAUGUCUUAUUUAAAACACCUUUUCCUCUCGAUGAACACCAUGAGAAGGGGGGGGGUGUAACAGGACGCCUCCACAAGGAGACUGUAUUUACAAUGUAGGAGAACGCAUACAGUCUGCUGGUAUUAUAGGGUAUAAAAACAAUGGUAGCAUAAGUGAUGUUGAAUUCAUUUAUUUCUUUUUAUUGUAUUUUUAUUCAUAUGUUGAUGUUUAACUUCUUUUUUGUGUCAAAUUUCUAUGUCCCACCUGCAACAUUUCAGUUGCCUACUGCAGUGUUGAUCCAGAGCAAUGAAAUAAAAAAGUUUUUUUUAUAUUUAUAACACAUUAAUACAGAUAUAAUUGAACUGUAAAGUGCAAUUUCCUCUUUUAUAUAUCAAUUGGAAAUGUUUUCGUCUUGUUCGUAACUUUCAAAACAAAUUUUACGAACUUGCAUAGACACUAUCCAGUGACGUAUUGACAAGUGCUCGUCUUAAAUUCUUGGAAAAAAAGUCCUCAUUAGAAACGGGAAUCCAGAAUACCAUUAAAAGGCAUUUGAUUAAAUGGGUUUUCUUUUUCGAGGUUUCCUUUAAUAUGACUCGUAUCUGAUUUAGACUUGAUACGCAAUUGUUUUCCAUGGUCUUUUACUGUUCGUUAUCUUCACCUUUCACAUGUUAUCCAAGGCUAUUUUUAUGCCCAUACUUAACAGGAUAUAAGAAAUUGAUUACUUUUUAUCAUCGUCACAUCUUGAAAUUCAUAUCAAGUUAUUGGCCACAUAAUCAUUGAAAGCUGAGACAAAUAAACAUGUAUCGAAUGUACACUAAAACGGCUUUUAGAUCAGGACCUCUCGUAAUAUCUGAAGAGUGCGGAAAACAAAGGAAAUCAGAACGGACGGUUAAAAAAGAGAUUUGUAUCGCCCUAGUUUCAACAGUUGUGACUAGUAAUUAAAUGCAUUGCUAAGACUUUCAUUGUAAUACAAGCAAAUAACGAUAACAGAUUAAAAAGCUGAUUAUAUACAACAACUUCAAAACAAGUCACUAACAAUACAUGAAAUGAAAUGAAAGAAUGUAAAAUAUAAAGAAUGCAAAAUUAAGAGUUGGGUAAACACGGACCCCUGGACAUAACAGAGGUGAGAUCAGGUGCCUAGGAGGAGUAAGCAUCUAUUUUUGACCGAUCACACCGUCUAUCUAGAUCUGGUAAACUGAGUAAUCCGUAAUCAAACUUAGUGUCACAUAGCCAUUCCUCACGAUAAAUUAAAGACUAUGCAUUUUGACAUCAUAUACAGCUGUUUCGUCACCAAAAUGGAGCUCAAAAAUAUAUUUAUCUCAUUAGUCGUUCAAAAUUAUUUUGUUAAACACCAUUUUCAUUCUAUAUAGUACUAUGGCUCGGGUACUCUGAAAACAAUAUAAAAAUGUGCUGGAGUUCCUCAUUAACGAUUACUACAUAGUCUGUGGGGAUCAGGUCUUCCAACAAUUUGUUUUUAAGGUCAUAUCCAAAAGACCCGUGAUUUUCACUUUUAAAUGCAAAGUGGUGACCCGUGAUUUUCACUUCUAAAUUCCAAGUGUUUAGCGAAGGAGCAAUCACUGUACUAUAUUUACUUCUUAGGUUUGACGCUGCCAUGACACGAAGAUGGGGGGGGGGGGGCUAAAACUGAUGAUCUCCCGGUUUCUAAGUAAACGCUCUAGAUACCACUGAGCCACCAUGACUGAGGACGAUCUUUUCAUAUAAUAACCACACUUCGUUAUUUUACCAUUGGCGUACUUAUACGCAACGACAUUAUCAUUCUUACCAAUCUGCUUUCCGGAUUGAACCAGAACAUUUCAGCUGAUGGAGAAACCCCACAUUUCACUUUCACUUCGUGUUUUGUUAAUACAGCAAUAAAGUUGAUCACUGAUAAUUCAAUUGAUAAUCAUAAGAAUUAAGAAAUAUGUUUUAAACAAAUUUGGCGUGAAAUCCACAUCUAGUGAUUGUACUUAUACCCCAACUUCCCUUUCAAAAGAUGAAAAUCUUUGAAACCAUGCUUCAAGUUUAUAUAGACAUUUAAUAGUCCAGUCAAUGAAUAUGAGUUACCGUACCUAUACUGGAUUCCUAAACUUCACAAAAACCCUUACAAACAACGAUACAUCGUUGUAUCCAGUAAAUGUUCUACCAAGCCCCUAUCUUUGCUCCUCACGAAAAUAUUACCAGCUGUGAAGAAAAACCAUAAACUUACUAUGGCACAACAUAAUAUGACAGACGUGGUGUAAAUCAAAUGUGAAUUCUAAAACAAUUCUUAAGAGCUUUCAGUAAAUUUGAAAUCACAAAGCUUUUAUCAAAUCAACAGCAUCAAAACGUGCAACUUUUCAACACUUCACACGACCAUUCCUCACGAUAAAAUAAAGGCUAGCCUUUUCGACAUCAUAAACAAUUACUUCUUCAACAAAACUUGAUCAAUGAAAUAUUCAUAUCUGGUGAUCAGUCAUCCAAAAAAUUACUUUCUGAAACACCACUCUGAUUCGACACAUAAGUAUUCUGAAGUUGAAAUUUAAAAAAAAUAAGCUGGAGUUCCUCAUUGACAAUAUCUUCGUGGUCUUUGGUGAUCAGGUCUUUCAACAUUCUGUUGGAAUUCUCAUGGACACGAAAUGUAAUUCCUUGUUAGCUGACUUGUUAUAUAUUCUUUUGAUUCAGAAUUUAUUUUAAAAGCUUCUAAAUGAGAAGAAAAAAUAUCUUGCUGUGGCCUUCUACUCGACAUUUAGAUAUAUCAACGACGUUUUAUCCAUUAACAAUAAGCAUUUUCAUUCAUAUGUAGAUUCGAUAUAUCCCUGUGACUCGAAAUAAAAGACACCACAAAGUCAUCCACAUCUGCGUCAUAUUUAUAUAUUGUAUUGAAAAUAGAUAUUAAUGGCAAACUAUCAACUAAACUUUAUGAUAAACGGGGUGAUUUCAGCUUCUAUAUCAUCAUCUUCCCAUAUUUACGUAGCAACAUUCUAAUAUCGCCUGCACAUGGUGUUUAUAUCUCUCAAAUGAUUCGAUACGCAAGAGCUUGUUCUGUGCACGACAGGUUUUUAAUUGAGGCAGUCUACUGAUAAACAAGUUGAUAUUACAGCGGUUUCAACAGUCUCGUGUAAAGUCAGCAUUUUGCAAAUUCUAUGGUCGUUAUAACAACCUGUAAUUGGGUAAAAUACUGUCUGGCGCAUUUCAUAUCGAUUGUAGGCCGCCCUUGGCACACUGAUUCUGACUACGGAUAACUCUGUUUACCUGAUCAAAAUGUAUGGCUCACGGUGGGUGUGACCGAUCGACAGGGGAUGCUUACUCCUCCUAGACACCUGAUCCCACCUCUGGUAUAUCCAGGGGUCGGUGUCAGUCGAACUCUCUAUUUUGUAUUGCUUAUAGGAGUUAUGAGAUUGAUCACUGUUCAUUAUCUUCACGUUUUCAUGCUGCAAAACACAUUUUUAAAUGCAAUUGAAGAAUAUUGAAAACAACUGACAAUUUAAGCCUAUUUACGUACUUGUAGUUUUCUUGGACUGUGUAUUCAAAGCACUUGAUGUAAUCCAUCAACAUAAAACCGAAUACCUGAAGCAUUUUUCAAAAUAGAUUUAGUAUAUUCUACUAUCUCACCUUUUUCGUCAGUAAAAAAAAACCAUGUAGGUCUAGUCCAAUUCGAAAAAUUCCAUGAUAUCACGGUAAUCGAAUUCCUAGCUGUAUAAGUAAACGAUCGGCUGUAUAUUUCUGAACCUUAGUAGAAUAGAAAUAACAUUCUUGUUUUCGUGGAUGAUGCAGGAUAACAUCUUUGGUUACCAAUUAUAAAAGCCGUUGCGUUUCAAAAGACCUCGGCUAACACGGCUUUUAUACCUCAAAACAACAUAUCUCGACCUCGGAGGUUACUCUGUAUUAUCCACGAAACUGCGGAACCUUACUUCUUAAUUAUACGACAGAAGUUCAAGUACUGCAUAGAGCUGGGUAUUCUUUACAACAAGGACGAUAUGUUAAUCAGAAGCAGACUUUAAUGUCCCCCUAGCGUCAACAUUCGUGCAUUAAAGACCCCAUUGAAACUUUCAUGGGAAAUGUAGUAUUUAUGUAUGUAUAUUUGUGUGCACAUUUAUGUAUAUACCGAAUAAACAUUUGUUUGCUUCAACAAAUUCAUCAUAAUGAA
This is a messenger RNA of Ostrea edulis (European flat oyster), 5377 nucleotides long. RefSeq names its product CD63 antigen-like. Gene Ontology annotation, cellular component: membrane. The transcript is spliced from 11 exons. The record is from RefSeq and is a predicted model, not a curated record. Bases 395 to 1285 code for a protein of 296 amino acids. NCBI's taxonomy places the organism in Eukaryota, Metazoa, Mollusca, Bivalvia, Ostreida, Ostreidae.